AUGAGUGCCGAACGUGCCCAGUCGUCUAAACGACGGUGCGUUAGCACGGCAUGUGUUGCUUGUCGCAAGAGGAAGUCCAAGUGUGAUGGAAAUCUCCCAAGUUGUGCGGCCUGUUCAUCGGUAUAUCAUACUCCAUGUGUAUAUGAUCCAAACUCAGACCAGCGCCGCAAAGGUGUAUAUAAAAAGGACACUGACUCCUUGCGCACUAAGAAUACCACUUUGCAGACUUUGAUACAGGCCCUAUUGAAUUACGAUGAAGCCGAUGCUUUUGAAUUGGUACGCCAAAUUCGCUCUUGCGACGACCUUGAGGAUGUCGCGAAUUCAGUGCUUGCUCAAGAGAAAGGGCUUUUGUCGGUAAAUCAAACUUCAAAAGAACCAACCAGCGAGGACUCAGUUGAAAUCAAUCAAUUUGAGUCAGAACUGGCUGGUAAGAUGAGCGAGCUGAUGCUAGAUGGCUCUCGCAAAUUCAUCGGGGGGACCUCAAAUCUCAUAUUCCUACCACCAGGCUCGGAGUUACAUGAGGCAGCUUCGGUUACAAAUAACCUCACUCUCGCCACUGAUCAAGUACACGCAGUGAGCCGAUGGACGCGAGUUACAGAUGACGACUCGUUGAUCAGCCAUUUGAUGACGAUGUAUUUCACGUGGCAUUAUCCAUUCUUUACCACUCUCUCCAAAGACCUGUUCUAUCGUGAUUAUAUUCGCGGAGUUUCUAGCUCUUAUUGCUCUGCAUUGCUCGUCAAUGCGAUGCUAGCCCUCGGUUGCCAUUUCAGCUCUUUGCCCGGCGCUUUUGAUGACCCCCAGGACCUGACAACGGCGGGCAAUCAAUUUUUCAAAGAGGCUAAACGCCUUGUUCUCGAGAAUGACGAGCACGAGAAUGCGAAGCUCUGCACAGUCCAAGCAUUUGCACUGAUGUCUGUUCGAGAAGCCGGGUGCGGUCGCGAGGGAAAAGGUUGGGUCUACAGCGGCCUCAGCUUCCGUAUGGCUUUUGAUCUUGGACUUAAUCUGGAUUCGCAAAACAUUGGUGCGCACAGUCUCAGCGACGAAGAAAUUGAUGCUCGCCGGGUCACAUUCUGGGGCUGUUACCUGAUUGAUAAAUGCUGGUCAAAUUAUCUGGGUCGUCAGCCUCAGUUAACCUCCGCUAACGCCAACGUGCCCAAAUUCGAUGUGUUUCCGCGAGAGGAGACAGAGUUAUGGUCGCCGUAUACUGAUUCCGGUGUGGGCCACGAGCAUACCCAGGCAUCGCGAAUUCGAGCAGUUGCGCUUCAAAUAUCCAAGCUGUGUGAGAUCAGUAGCGAUCUACUGGUCUUCUUCUACCACCCAACUGAACUCGAAAAAUUCCAACCCAAACAGUCGGAAUUGAAGAAACUAAGUGAUGUCCACACCCGGCUCGAAGCAUGGAAAAACAAAUUGCCCAAGGAACUGAUCGCAAAAGAAGGGCAAUUACCCCAAGUACUCGUCAUGCACAUGCUACAUCAACUCCUGGUGAUUCAUCUCUAUCGGCCCUUCUUGAAAUAUACCAAGGCAAACACCCCAUUGCCUCCCCACGUCUCACCUCGCAAGAUUUGCACACAAGCUGCUGCUACAGUUUCCAAGCUUCUGCGCGUGUACAAACGUGGCUAUGGACUGAAGCAAAUUUGUAACAUCGCCGUCUAUAUCGCUCACACUACAUGUACCAUUCACCUCCUCAACCUGCCCGACAAGAAUGCCCAGAGAGACGUCAUUCAUGGACUGAAGAAUCUCGAAGAAAUGGCAGAGGGUUGGCUUUGUGCUCGACGUACUCUUCGCAUCCUGGACAUAUCCGCAAACAAGUGGAAUGUCGAGUUACCACCCGAAGCAACAGCGGUCCUUGAGCGAACCCACACCAAAUGGGGCUCAUGGGGCUCAUGGGACCAAGCGGCAUCACCCUCAGUAUCCUCCGAAUCACCCACAUCGACCGCCAUGCACCCCGCCACGACCCCAAGCCGAUUCUCCCCUACUGCACCGCCAUUCCAACCCUCCCGCACAGAAGACCCCAGCAACCCUCUGACAAUGGUCGGUUCGCGCAUGAGUCCGCAAUUUGGCGCCGCUCCAACCUCCAUUCCAAUGUCUCUCCCGUCCAUGCGAGCAGCCCACAGCGCUCUAUCAGCCCAACUCCAAAGGCCCGAAUUUGCCCCGCCUGAGCCCACAUAUCUCCGGCCUCAAGUGGCCUACCAAUUCCCUCCUAUUGCACCAAACCCUUCCACUCCUCAGCAAAACGCUUGGUUUGACGGAUCAGGUGCCCAUGUCCCGCCUCAAAAUAGAACGACGCCGUCGAAUGCAUCACCUGUGUCCGGCUACGACGGCACAGAAAACCUGGUUGAAGAGAGCCAGGACUGGUGGUCCAGAAACGCUACCUACGGUAUGGGCAUAGGUGGUUGGAACGGAUCUUGGAAUCAUCCAUCCCAUAAUCAGCAACCUCAAAUUGAUUUCCAGAAUGAGAACCUAGUUGCUGUUCCUCAGCCACCGCCUCCGGGUCCGGAUGUUGGCCCUGGGCAGUCCCAGAUACCCCUUGGUAUACCGAUUGAUCGCCCCCCUUCAGAUCUUAAUGGUGAUACUGGGUUUAGGGAUGGAUGGCAGUCAUUAUGA
Messenger RNA from Penicillium brevicompactum, 2604 nucleotides. Its product is annotated as putative C6 transcription factor (NirA). Gene Ontology annotation, molecular function: DNA binding; DNA-binding transcription factor activity, RNA polymerase II-specific; zinc ion binding. The coding region runs from base 1 to 2604 and encodes 867 amino acids. The transcript is spliced from 5 exons. The record is from RefSeq and is a predicted model, not a curated record. NCBI's taxonomy places the organism in Eukaryota, Fungi, Ascomycota, Eurotiomycetes, Eurotiales, Aspergillaceae. Gene Ontology annotation, biological process: regulation of DNA-templated transcription; DNA-templated transcription.